Messenger RNA from Ostreococcus tauri, 1272 nucleotides. Its product is annotated as unnamed product. The transcript is spliced from 2 exons. Bases 1 to 1272 code for a protein of 423 amino acids. NCBI's taxonomy places the organism in Eukaryota, Viridiplantae, Chlorophyta, Mamiellophyceae, Mamiellales, Bathycoccaceae. The record is from RefSeq and is a predicted model, not a curated record.
AUGGCGACGCGCACCGUCACGCGCGUCGCCUACGCCGCCUCCGUCGUCGCGCUCGGGUGUUACGCGUUCGAGCGAGUGCGCGCGUCGGAAUCGUACGCGAAGGCGUCGAGCGCGGCGACGGCGUAUUACGCGACGGUGCUCGCGCUCGGGGAGGUGAUGCGACGCGUCGCGGAGGACGCGAGAGAUUACGUGUUGGACGGCGACGCGAACGCGGCGCCUCCGGAGUCGAUCAGGAAGGCGUUCGCGGUGAUGGAGACGGAAGAGGCGACGAAAGUGGUUGCGAAGGUGGCGGCGGCUAUCGCGAGCGGCGCGGCGAGGGGGCAGAGCGCGCGAGGGGACGCGGGGGACGGCGGCGGAGGCGAGAGCGGGACGAGCGCCAGAGGCGACAAUUUGAUGGAGUCGAUGCUCGACGUUUUACUCGAGCCGAAGCGGUUGCGAAGGGUGAGCGAGCUCGUAGGCGAGACGAGCAGAAGCGUUUUUGGCGCGCUCGCGAGCGUGGUGAAGGAUAACGCGGACAUCGUUCGCGCGUUCGCGGGGUAUGAGGAUCGAGACGAACAGGAGUGCUCGAGCAGCCGAGUGGAGAAGCCGAGCGCGGCGGAGCGUGCGGUGGCGUUUUUGGAGGAACCUAGAAAUAAAGACGCGAUCGUUGGCGUCGGACGUGAGCUCAUCGACGCCGCGGUGUCGACGUACGUUCGAGAGUUGGGCGACGAUAACAUGUACUCAGACAUUUUUGAGGCUGUGAGGAAUCCGGAGAACAAGGCGGUGUUCCUCGAGAUGAUGCGAGCGAUGGUGGAGGUGAGCGUGCGCACGUACGUGGUCGCGUCGACGGAGGUGAUGGCGCAUCCAGAGAGCGCGAUGCUCACCCCUCGAUUAGGAAAGCGCGAUGAUUCCCCGACGAGUCCUCUCGCGUCUCGAUUCGCGGCAGCGGCGAGCACGCCGAUGACGCCUCGAUCCGUCGAUAUCAACGAGCGCGUUGAGCACGAAAUUCACUCACCGCAUCUCAUGGGGACGUGGCGAGAGCUCUUCGCGGCUGCGACGGAGACAAAUGAGAGCCGUCGUUUCGCGCUCGCGACGACCGUGACGGCGACGCGAGCGGCUUUGAGCGGACUAGCGAGCGGCGUCUACGAGAUCAUCUUCACUGGUAAGUUCGCCGGUCAUAAGUUUUAUAUCCAGUCCUGGGCUCUGGCGAUAAUAUUUGCGAUGUGUUCCAUCGCGCUCUGGCUCUUCCUCAGAAUACUCUCGAUGUACGCGCUCCUUCGUGUACCGACGUGA